This is a messenger RNA of Prunus armeniaca (apricot), 375 nucleotides long. The record is from the annotation of a GenBank genome assembly. NCBI's taxonomy places the organism in Eukaryota, Viridiplantae, Streptophyta, Magnoliopsida, Rosales, Rosaceae.
AUGUUUUCGCAAUAUCGGGACCAACCAGAAGAUAAGCCAAAGGAGGAGCGCGCGGCUGAACCAGUGACCAACAACAUCGCCGCCGAAGAGGGGUUGUUGGAGAUUAAUGUCAUCCAUGGUCGGCCUCAUCCGCCAGGGGGUCAACUGGCUCGAGCCCGAACCAAGAAGAGACAAGCUGAGAAAAUAAGACGUGUUUGUGGAAUUGCUUCAGCACCAGAAUCGGCCCAAUCAUUGGAGAAGGUCGGGAUCAUCUCAUUCACCCAGCGAGACCUUGAAGGAAUCCAAUUUCCCCACAACGAUGCACUGGUCGUGACUCUUCAAAUCGGAAAUUUGAAAGUCAUGAGGGUUAUGAUUGACGGCGAAAGCAGUGCAUAG